CGACAUGCUCUCGGCCCAGCGCUACGUCAGCAAAAGAACCGAAUGAUGGCGGUGUCCAUAGUAAAGCGCUCGACUGCUGCUACCUCCUUAUUAAUAUCAUUUUUAAUAUUUCAUACGUCUAAUGCGGAUAUUCCUGUGGCAGUUGCAGAAUCUCCGGAAGCUCCUCACCGGCGCUUUGAAUACAAAUAUAGUUUCAAAGGACCGUAUCUUACUCAAAGUGACGGCACUAUUCCUUUUUGGGUCCAUACUGGAAAUGCCAUACCCAGUGCUGAUCAGGUUAGAAUCACAACAUCUUUGAGAAGCCAGAGAGGAUCAGUAUGGACAAAAAAUACGGUGAACUUUGCUAACUGGGAAGCGGAAGUGACGUUCAGGGUGUCCGGACGGGGCAGAAUGGGAGCAGAUGGACUGGCUAUCUGGUUCACAGAAGGACAGGGUCUUGAGGGACCAGUGUAUGGUGCCGCCGAUUCUUGGAACGGAGUUGGAAUUUUCUUUGACUCCUUUGACAAUGAUGGAAAGAAAAACAAUCCUGCAAUUAUCGUUGUUGGAAACAAUGGUAAAUUCAUGUACGACCACCCCAAUGAUGGAACAACUCAAGCUCUUGGAUCAUGCUUAAGGGACUUCCGAAAUAAACCCUACCCAGUCAGAGCAAAAAUCACGUACUACAAGAAGUCAUUGACUGUUAUGAUCAAUAAUGGCUUCACCCCUGACAGGGAUGACUUUGAAUUGUGCACCAAAAUUGAAGACAUGAUCAUCCCACAAGAAGGAUAUUUUGGAAUCUCUGCAGCCACUGGCGGACUUGCAGAUGAUCACGAUGUUCUUUCGUUCCUGUUGUUCAGACUAACGGAACCUGGGCAGCAGCCGGCUCCACCUGAUGUUGAGAUUCCAAAAGAAGAAAAGGAUAAAUAUCAAGCUGAGUUUGAGAACUUCCAGCAGGAGCUGGACAAGAAGAAAGAGGAGUUUCAGAAGGAGCACCCAGACGUCCAGGGAGAACCAGUGGAGGAAAUGUAUGAAAGCGUAAACGACCGUGAGAUCCGGCAAGUGUUCGAAGGCCAGAAUCGGAUUCACCUGGAGAUUAAACAGCUUCACCGGCAAUUGGCCAUGAUUCUUGAUGAGCAGCGUCGUUACGUCACCGUAGUGACCGACGAGAUAGCUAAGCGGGGAGCCCAUGCUCAGUCUGGUCAGGUUCCUAAUCAAGAUAUUGACAACAUCAUCAACAAGCAAGAGGAGGUGCUGAGAAGCCUGAAUGAGCUGAGGAGCUCAUUUCAUGAGUCUGUGAGACAAAUUGGCUCCGCCCAGCAUCAGGGGAAUGCAGCUGGAACUUACGAGGCUGUCCAGCACUUUAAUGACAUCAAAGAACACCUGCACGUGGUCAAAAGAAACAUCGACCACCUAAUCCAGCGCAAUGUGAACCCUAGUGAAAAGGUGAACUGCCCUGAACUACCACCUUUGCCCUCUUGUCUGUCAACGAUUCAUUUCCUGGUCUUUGUGACCAUUCAGUCAGUCCUCUUCAUCGGAUACAUCAUCUACAGAAGUCAACAAGAAGCGGCAGCCAAAAAAUUCUUUUGAUGAAACUUUUCACAAUGGAAAGAAUAAUGAUCUGUAAAUGACGGAAUUUAUAGCAUCUUAAUUUGUCCAGUUACUUUCAAAUUAUAAAUUAUUGUACAGGUCAUGAAUGAAUGCUUGCUUUAAUUGUGUGUGUGUGGAAAUUAUGAUCAAAAAUUUGUAAACAUAAAUGUACUGUACUAAACAUAUACAAUUUGCAUCUCGGUAGGGGUUAUUGAAAAGUAUUAAAAUUACUGUUGACCACUGUCUUUUUACGUUUUGUAAAGCUCUGAAAGUAAUAUAUCAGAUUCUGAAUUUGCAGUGGAAAAUGAAAAUGGAGGCCCAGAAUGUGUGUUCAAGUGUUAAAAUUAAAUUCCAGAAUAAAAUAUUUUUUUCUCAAAGAAAAAAACAAAACUGCACAACUGCAAAUUUGUUUCUGCUUUGUUUUUUUAUUAUUUUAUUUUCGCCAUAAUUCUGUCCAGUUUUGUUUGUAACCAUUUGUCUCAGUGCAAAAAGAGCAAAAAUUAAAAAGUGCAGUACUUUUUAA
Messenger RNA from Brienomyrus brachyistius, 2089 nucleotides. It is a transcript of the gene lman1, whose product is annotated as lectin, mannose-binding, 1. Gene Ontology annotation, biological process: endoplasmic reticulum organization; Golgi organization; endoplasmic reticulum to Golgi vesicle-mediated transport. The record is from RefSeq and is a predicted model, not a curated record. The transcript is spliced from 13 exons. The coding region runs from base 43 to 1566 and encodes 507 amino acids. Gene Ontology annotation, molecular function: D-mannose binding. NCBI's taxonomy places the organism in Eukaryota, Metazoa, Chordata, Actinopteri, Osteoglossiformes, Mormyridae. Gene Ontology annotation, cellular component: Golgi membrane; COPII-coated ER to Golgi transport vesicle; endoplasmic reticulum-Golgi intermediate compartment.